AUGCAUUUCUCGGCCCUUGUUCUCCUCCCUCUGUUGGUCGCGGCCGACCAAAUCCCUUUUCAAGACAAAGCCGCGGCAUGGUUUGAAAAAGCCAAGGCCUACAUCCCCAGCGGGACUGCACCCGAUCCUAUCGACGCCGGCGCAGCGAAGGUCGCAGAAAAAGUGGUAGAGAGAAUCAACGUCCGGAACUGGCAACGCAAGCUGUCGCCCAAGCCUGACGUUGAGGAGGAAUGGAUGAUCUACUUCACCGGCGGUAACAAGACAUGCUUCGGACGAUGUGGCACAGCGGAUCUGAAAUGGAAUGAAUCCGUCCCUCUGCUAGCAGCACUGGCUCAAAAGCCAGGAUCGCCUCCCCUUCAUCUCGGCAGUGUCGACUGCGAGAAGGAGCACGUCCUUUGCACAGGAUGGGCGGCCAACAUUCCGUCCAUCUAUCACUUCAGCGUGCCUAAGCAGUCGGAGCCGCAGGAAAAGGUUCCCGUGCACAUUGUGCCCUUGAACAUGACCAGCGCGACUGUGGAAGACAUUGUUUCUAUCCCCACAGCGUCCAAGGCCCGCUAUCUCGAAUUCCCCGAGUACACUGGACUGCUGCAUCCGUUUGAUGGGUGGGUGGCCAAACUCGGCCUCCUGCAGCCCUUUGGCUACGUUAUGUGGGGAUUCGGCAGCAUGCCGAGCUGGCUGAUGAUGAUUAUCAUCAGUUUUGUCUCUCGACAAUUCAUGAGCAGGAGGAUGCCGGGCGCCCAGGGCGGCUUCGGUGCUACUGGUCCGGCUCCACCUCAGGCUCAGGCAGGGCAGACUCCAAACAGACCUGCUCAGGCCGCAGCGCCAGCGCCCAAGUCUGGUGGAGGGAGAAAGAGGAAGUGA
Capronia coronata CBS 617.96 is the source of this 861-nucleotide messenger RNA. RefSeq lists its product as uncharacterized. The coding region runs from base 1 to 861 and encodes 286 amino acids. The transcript is spliced from 2 exons. NCBI's taxonomy places the organism in Eukaryota, Fungi, Ascomycota, Eurotiomycetes, Chaetothyriales, Herpotrichiellaceae. The record is from RefSeq and is a predicted model, not a curated record.